AUGCAUGUACUAGACGACGGACUAUGGGCGUCCGCUCACGAUACACUCUCAUGUUCCCUUUGGCUUAUUCCAAUCUCACGACGAUCACAUAUUUCCUGUAUCACGCAUCCCCUCUCCUGUCUUUCUUUUUUUUUGUUCCAAUUUUACUACUCUCAAGUUCAUUUAAGUUUCCCCCUCCUUGCAUCCUAA
This is a messenger RNA of Laccaria bicolor S238N-H82, 189 nucleotides long. RefSeq lists its product as uncharacterized. NCBI's taxonomy places the organism in Eukaryota, Fungi, Basidiomycota, Agaricomycetes, Agaricales, Hydnangiaceae. The record is from RefSeq and is a predicted model, not a curated record. The transcript has a single exon. The coding region runs from base 1 to 189 and encodes 62 amino acids.